This is a messenger RNA of Oncorhynchus masou masou (cherry salmon), 7104 nucleotides long. RefSeq lists its product as uncharacterized. The record is from RefSeq and is a predicted model, not a curated record. Gene Ontology annotation, biological process: regulation of transcription by RNA polymerase II. Gene Ontology annotation, molecular function: RNA polymerase II cis-regulatory region sequence-specific DNA binding; protein binding; DNA-binding transcription factor activity, RNA polymerase II-specific. NCBI's taxonomy places the organism in Eukaryota, Metazoa, Chordata, Actinopteri, Salmoniformes, Salmonidae. Bases 1297 to 4359 code for a protein of 1020 amino acids. The transcript has 7 exons.
GUUAGGUUGUCAUGUGGUAACCAACAGAAGGUUAUGAGUAAAAAAAAAAAAAAGGAUUAUUUGAUCAUCUGACUUGUUUUGCGUAAAGGGAAGAGAUAUGGAAUGAGUCGGAUAGCACAUACGGUUGUCUUGUGUUGAUUUUAGAGACAUUAUUUUGACAUUUUUAAUAUUUGUGGUGAUCGGCGAAACACCUCGAUUCACGAAUUGGUCGUCCAACUCGCGAUGCUGGACAGAUCGCUGCAUCAUCAUGUUGCUUUCGAGUUAGCGAAACAAAUCACAAGUUACACCAGGGGAAUAGUGAGUCGUCGUCAUUUAGCUACCCGACAAUUGCAAUUGUGAACAGAAAAGGAUGGAUACAUCUGUUGAUUUGGCUUGUUGGCACUUCGAUGAUACAUUGUCGCGCCCAGUGAUGUGAAAUAAGAAGAUACAAUGUAACCAGCUAUUUAUCACUUGUUUAUGCCUGGGGUUGAUGCGAUAUUUCUCAUUUGUUAUUGGGUGGGCGCGAUUGUAAUUAGCCAACAUCUUCAUUGUGGGCAUUUGGGAUAAUGAAGAAUCAAAAUGCAUUUUCUUUCAAAUAAAAUUUGCCACUGAAAUAUAGUCUAUCCAGACCUACAUUAUAAAAAUCUGGAAUAUAGUAUUUACUUUUUUAUUGGCUCCAUCAUCAUCAAAUAAUAUAUUGUAUUUAUCAAGGAAGUGCACGUUUAGUCUCUGUUGGAUUACCCCGGUUUGUGUAGGAUAUCCUUUGACUGCUCUGUUCGGGUUAUGAUCAUGACCCGGGAAUGUAUGGAUGAUCGCCAAAGAGAUGCUGACUUCAUGGAAAUAUGCUGGUGACAUUUCUCCUAUUCAAACAAAUCAGUUACACAGUUAUUGUGCUGCAGACUGUUAUUGGAUACUUUUUGAUAAUAGUGGCUAAGCGUGCCACAUUGUCUCAGUAAAUGUUUUUAACCACGAUGGAAUGCAACAUAUAUAGAUUCUCCAAAUAGGUUGCCAAUAUGUUAAUUUGAAAGUUUCAUAGGUCUAUUUCUUCCCAUGUUUUCCUGGCCCGUCUUUAAUCUUUUGUUACUGUCCACUGCUGUCACCGCAUCCACGUGGAGUUGACAACACCUGACACUUGCAACUUUUGGGUCGAGGAAACUUGCAACCGUGACGCACAGACGGCUCCCUCUGCCGUAAUCCCCAGAACGGUGCAAGGGGACAUCGCUUUUGUUUUUGCUUUCGGACCGCGGAGAGGAAGAGGGAUAGACACAAUAAGGAAAAAGUAGCUUACAGCAGAUACAAAAAAGAAGUCCGGCUAAAAUGGCCGGCGAAUGCAACUAUAAAACACAAUACGAGAAUGAUGACACAUUUUCUCCAUCCAAAUUACCCGACCGAGUGCGGAUGCUCGCGGGGGAGCCCGACGCCGCCCGUGCUCAGACGGGGCGUAAAUCCUUGGGUUGCUCGCCAAACUUCGAAUUGAUUGACGGACUGCUGUACCGUAAGAAGUUGGAGAGAGGCUUCAUCCAUUACCGGGAGGUGCUUGACGAGGACCGACGGUUCGGGGCAAUCGCCACUUUCCACCGGCGACGGCCAGGCACGCGCCACCACUCCCUGGAGGACACGUACAGAUCUGUGGCCGAGAACUACUGGUGGGAGGGGAUGUAUUUUCAGAUCCGAGACUUUGUCCUGGGAUGCCCAGAGUGCCUUGAGCAGAGGAACAAGAGACUUGAGAAGGGUGUGGGCGAGAGCCGUCUCUCUCAGACAAUGAUGUCACACAGCCGUGACGUGUUGAAUAAGCUGAGGAGCCAGCGGGAGGCUGGACUGUUCUGUGACAUCACUCUGAGGACAGACGGACGCUCUUACUCUGCCCACAAGGCAGUGCUGGUGGCAGUGAGCGAGUACUUCCAGGAAGUAUUCACUGAGAUGGACUCCGCCCCUAGCGCCAGGUCUGACAUCGAUCUCACAGGUUUCAGUGAGUCUAGCCUGGUGUCUCUGCUGGACUUCUCCUACUCCUCUACUCUGUGUGUGUCUGAGGAGGACCUGUCAGAGGUCAGCACUAUGGCCCGUCAUCUGGGCAUGUGGCCUGCCGUGGAGGCCUGCACGGCCCUCCAGAGGGAGCAGGCGGACCACACCUCCCGCUACCCCAACACGGAGCACUCUGCCCUGGGCUUCCCAUCGCAGUGCCCUGGGUCUCCCAUGGAGCUCCGCCACCACCAGAAGGACAGGAAGACGGGAUUGGCUGGAGAGGGCAGGGAGAGGGUGGCUGGGGGAAGAGUGGUGAGGGGUUUGGGUGAUGGCUUCAGACUGAUUCUGGAUCAGUCCGAUGAGUCGGGAGAGGAGAGCCCCACCAGACGGUCGCCCCGUCGCCCCCUCAGACCCAGCGCCCACCCUCCAGGGCGGAACGGACUCCCCCUCAGCCCCAUGCACAGGAUGAAGCUCAUGGACUUCAAAUCCCCCUCCUGUAAAAUAACCUCUUCCCCCCGAAAAAAUGUCCCCUCCAACCCCCGCUCCCGAAAUGUCCCCUCUUCCUCCUUGCCCCACACAUGUACCCGUCUCCUCCGCUCCACUCCCAGGGCCGCCAAGGAGGUCCAGAGUAUGCUGCCCAGGACAGAGAGCCCUCCUCAGGGCCGAAAGCCACCCCCAGUCCCCUGUCCUGCCUUCACCUCCUCCAGACAGAGGACUUGCUCUGAGGCCAACAUAGUGAGGGUGGAGGAGGAAGAUGAGAAAGAUGAUUUCAGAGCGCUGGAGAAGUACCGGCUGAUGAGCGUGCUCGGGUUACAGAGGACGUCCCUCCUCCCCAGACCAGAGGAUCUGAUUGGCUGGAGGCAGAAGAAACGGCUCCGGAAGCUGAAAGUCAAUAAUUAUUCGCUGACUAAGCGGAGGAAACCCCGCCCCCAGGGGUUGGGGGGGCUGGUGUUCGGGGGGCUGCCCCUGUCCCUCCCUCUCUGCACCCCUGCCAAUGCCCACUUCUUGAACAGGAUCAUAAAGAAGGAGCCUGUGUAUCCAAUCAGCAUGGAGGACAGGAGACUGAAGAGAUCCAGGCAGCCCCGUCCUUUUCCACCCAGCGACAGGAGCAUGCGCAGUAAAGUGGCAUUACCGGACCUGCUGCAGCCCGUGUCCAGGCCGGCCUACGGCGGCAGGGAUCUCAGGCGUUCUGUCAGGGGUGAAGAAGUCAGCCAUCCCCCUCCGCACCUCCCGCCCCGCUCUGGGAAUGCCAGAGUUCCAAAUCCCAAGAGGAACAUCUCUGCUCUCAGGAUCAAACCGGAACAUGCCGACUACGCCAUCUCAGCCCUGCAACUCCCCUCACAUGGCCAACGCCCAAACACACACAUCCCCCCUCCCAGGGCCCACCCCAGGAACAAGGUUACCUUGGAGACUGUCAGGGUGCUCCGCUACAACAGAGGGUGUCUGUUGGCCAAAGCCAAGCCGGAGCGGAGUGGCAUGAAAGAGGCUGGGAGAGCUAAGCAUAAGCCCAGAGAGAAGAGUAGGAGGACAGGGUGCAACCAGGGAGCAAGGGGGGUCAUGGAGAGAGGGCCUGGAGCUCUGAGCAGAAGGAAAAACAGCAGCAUCCUCAGCCCUGACAAUGUCCCUCCUCCCCUCCAUAGCCAUCCUCUGUACAGGGUCAUCAAGGAGGAACCAGCAGACCCUCUACCCGUGGUGGGGCCUUUCCCCGAGUCUCCCUCCCCAGAGCUGGGUAAGAGGCAGAUCAAGCCCCCUGUCAAGCUUCUCGAUCCAGGCUUCCUCUUCAGCUUCUGCCGGCCACCCGGAGGGCCCAUGGUGGGGGUGAAGAGGGAGGAGGAGAGUGUGGAUAUCUGCCUAACACGAUCUGUCUCGAGGGGGGAGAGGUUAGGUCCCGGGGGGGGCCCGGACAGGGUCCUGAGGGCCAGAGGAGGUCCCCCCACUUUGCCCAUGGUGCAAAAGGAGCGAGAGGAGAAGAGUGUGAACCAAAGUCAAACCAAGAGGCAGGGGCCACCAAGGGCUGUCAACAUUCACCAACACAAGGCCCCCCACCUGGUUAGAGCCAAAGGGUCAAAGGGUGCACACACAGCACGCGACAUACCAAAGAAGCAAGCUAAGCCCCUCCACCUGCCUAGCCGAGGCCCCGCCCUGUUGGACUCAAUCUGCCGUGCGCGGCUAAAGCAACUGCGGGGUCCUCGCAGUCAGGCCCCCAAGGCCAAGUCAUCCCACGUCUGCCUGCAGUGCCGGGCCUCCUACAAGGACUGUACCAGCCUCCUCAUGCACCGCAUCAGGCACAUCGAGGGCAAGCACUGGCCCUGCCCUCUGUGCAGUAAGACGUUCUUCAGGAUGAGGAAUGUGAAGAACCACAUCCGGACACAUGACCAAAGGCUGUAUAAGUGUCGCAGCUGUAUUGCUGCAUCCUGAGAGCUGACUGGGGAGGGAGUGAGGGUUGAGGCUGUCUACAUUGACUGACGUGAUGAAGAGAGUAGAGCACAUUGUUGAACUGCAAGCUUGUACAUGCAAUGCGUCCAUCACAUCCAAGCACAAGGCUCCUAGGAAAGCUGUAAUUACUAUGACGUUGAUUAUUGUUAUUUAAAUAACCAAACUUAAAUUCUUGUUUGCGUUUUCAGUAGCUACAGGAGUUUAACUUGAACUUUACACUCAGGGGGUGGGGCAACUGUGGCGUUACUGUAUUUAAAUGGUUGACGACGUCACAGUUUAUGUAAAUGAGAAAUGUGUAGAAUGGAAAUGACAGAAAUAUAUUAUGACAAUGAUAAUUAUUACCACUAUUGUUAUUUCUAUCAUUAUUUUUCUAUGUAUAGACUGAAUCUUUGAGUGCACUUAUACACGAUAUCACCAAAAGUAUGUGGACACCCCUUCAAAUUAGUGGAUUUGGCUAUUUUAGCCACACCCAUGCAAUCGCCAUAGACAAAUAUUGGCAGUAGAAUGGCCUUACUGAAGAGCUCAGUGACAUUCAAAUCAAAUUUUAUUGGUCACAUACACAUGUUAGCAGUUGUUAUUGCAGGUGCAGUGAAAUGCUUGUACUUCUAGAUCCGACAAUGCAGCAAUAUCAACAAGUAAUCUAACAAUAAAAAAACUAAAUAUUGCAUAGUUUCAUAAGGACUAGAAGCGAGGUGACCCCCUCUGUCGGCGCCAUCUUGCUAAACGUGGCACCGUCAUAGGAUGCCAUCUUUCCAACAAGUCAGUUUCUGCCCUGCUAGAGCUGCCCCAGUCAACUGUAAGUGCAGUUAUUGUGAAGUGGAAACGUCUAGGAGUAACAUUGGCUCAUCCGUGAAGUGGUAGGCCACACAAGCUCACAGAGUGUGACCGCUGAAGCACGUAAAAAUUGUAUGUCCUCGGUUGCAACACUCCGUACCAAGUUCCAAACUGCCUCUGGAAGCAACGUCAACACAAGAACUGUUCGUCGGGAGCUUCAAGAAAUGGGUCUCCAUGGCCGAGCAGCCGCACGCACACAAGCCUAAGAUCACCAUAUGCAAUGCCAAGUGUCUUCUGGAGUGGUGUAAAGUUUGCCGACAUUGGACUCUGGAGCAGUGGAAAAACGUUCUCUAGAGAUGUUAUUUUUAUUUAACUAGGCAAGUCAGUUAAGAAAAAAAUUCUUAUUUACAAUAACAGCCUAGGAACAGUGAGUUAACUGCCUUGUUCAGGGGCAGAAGGACAAAUAUUUACCUUGUCAGUUCAGGGAUUCGAUCUAGCGACCUUUAGUUUACUGGCCAAGUGCUCUAACCACUAGUCUACCUGCUACCUGCUGCCCCAAGUGGUGAGUCACGCUUCACUGACGGACCAAUCUGGGUUUGGGGGAUGCCAGGAGAACGCUUCCUGCCCGAAUGCAUUGUGCCAACUGUAAAGUUUGGUGGUGGAGGAAUAAUGGUCUGGUGCUGUUUGUCAUGGUUCGGACUAGGCCCCUUAGUUCCAGUGAAGGGAAUGUUACUACAGCAUACAAUGACAUUAUGACGAUUCUGUGCUUCCAACUUUGUGGCAACAGUUUGGGGAAGGCCCUUUCCUGUUUCAGCAUGACAAUGUCCCCUUGCACAAAGCGAGGUCCUUACAGAAAUGGUUUGUUGAGAUUGGUGUGGAAAAACUGGCCUGCACAGAGACCUGACCUCAACCCCAUCGAACACCUUUGGAAUGAAUUAGAACCCUGUCUGCGAGCCAGGCCAAAUCGCCCAACAUCAGUGCCCGAUCUCACUAAUGCACUUGUGGCUGAAUGGAAGCAAGUCCCUGCAGCAAUGUUCCAACAUCUAGUGGAAAGCCUUCCCAGAAGAGAGAAGGCUGUUAUAGCAGCAAAGGGAGGAUCAACUCCAUAUUAAUGCCCACGAUUUUGGAAUGAGAUGUUUGACGAGCAGGUGUCCACAUACGUUUGGUCAUGUAGUGUACCAUAGCUUUGUUGUAAACCUAAGAUUCAGUACAUUGAUGUAACGGAGGGGUAGCCGGAGAGUAGACGAGGCCCAGAUUUGAAAACUUGAAAGUUCACAGGGGUGGAGAUGGAGUGUCUGUUAAAAACGAGGAGGUAUAUUGGGUUUCUUCUACUGUCUUUGGUGUUUAGAGAUGAGUUGACUGGUGUUUGUCUAUGUAUCGGUUCUCUAGUCUCACCUUCAGUUUGGGAAAGGGGGUUGGGAGGGGGGAAUAGGCCCAAUCACUAAAGGACCCCUACACCCUAUGCACUUGUUGAGAUUGGAGAGGAUUUGAUUGAUAGAAGCAAUAUGGAGAAACUUCCCUGUAGCAGAUAAAAGGACAAGGUUACCAUAUUGCUUACACUUGUCAAAUCCACUCAGUUCUCCACAAGUGCAUAGGGUCUAGGGAUCUUUUUGGGAUUGGGCCCAUAAGUUGGCUAGUUGGGCGUAAGUCUGUUUCCUCCCGUUGUCUUUUCCAAUGCUGCCUAUCUAUCUAUGAAAGGGAAAACUGUCAGGUCUAAAUGUGAAUCUCUAAAAUGUGUAAUCAACAUUACUGUCUCAAUACUGAUUUCUUUUUUUUUAACUAGGCUGUUUGGCCUUUUAUAUAUAAGAACCUCCUUCAUACUCAAUGCAAUGCGUGCACAUACUAUGGAGACAUUGAAUAUGUUCAGAGUUUCAUUUUAAAAGUCAGAUCAUUCAGACGCUCUCCGUUUGGUUAUCUAUAAAAAGAAUAUGAAAUAAAUUGUUGCCUUUACAA